UCAUAGCUGCCUUCUAACCACAAACAGCUAUGAACAGACACCCUCCCAGUUUAACACACCAUAUAACUUUGGAGGCUCAGUGAGCAAAAUAUUUUGUCCGUAUGAAAGUUGAUGACAUUGAUUGACUUUUUUGCAAACAAUUUCGGCUCAUGUUUGUGAACACAUCAACUUUGAUCGACUAAUGCAAGGACACACUCCCUGGUUAUCUUCGAUCAUUCAUUAGGUCAGUCACAGCUGACCCAUGGAGGACAGAACAGAAAGUCCCAUGGCUGUGAAGGUGGAGGAGCAUUCUCGUUGUGUCAUCCUGACUUACUUUCAGGGGGACAUCAACAGCAUGGUGGAUGCUCACUUCACCCGAGCUCUCAGCACAGUGUGCAAAGCCAAGGCACCAGCAGCAAAGACAAAGACAAUUUGUAAAUCUAUUAAAUUGGAGGAAACCAGCCCCUGUCAGAGGAGUGCUCCUGACUGUUACUCAGAGUCACAGGUCCCUCCUGCAGCAGGACGUCACCUGAACUUCGGCCCUGCAGAUGACGCUCCUGGCUCCUGGACCUCGUUCACAACCAGGGCAGGAGAGGGCCCGGGGUUGACUUCCAUCACCUACUCUCUGUCCCCAGAAGGGUUAAAUCUUACUGGACAGCAAUACGCCACAUCCUUGCUCAACCUACUCCAUUCUGACCGGGGUGAGAUGGGACCCAGCAUGGCCUCUAGCUCCAAGCCAAUACUACAUUCCAGCUGGGCAGUGCCUCAAGGAUAUAGAGACUCCGUGGACCCUGCAGUAGCCUUUGAACCCGGACGGCAUCUGGACAAGAAGGACUUGUACUGGUAUUGAAGAGAGAGUAGCUGAAGCAGCAGAGGCAGGGAACAGCUUCAACUACACCACAUACUUCACCACACACUCUGUAAGGCCACCCGGCUUUCUGUUCCGAUCUCAUUGUUAUUGUGUUAUUUUGUCAAACAGGCCACAUUGAGAAUCAUCAUACACAGAAGAAACACUACAGCGCUUUUUUUUUUAGGGAAAUGACCUCAGUACGUCAGCAUGUACUAACAGCAACAACUUUUUUGGAAGAGAACACUCUCUGACAAACCUGUUCUUCAACUCUGUCGCUCCUCUUGCAGAUCUCAAAGCACUGUAUAUGUUGUAGCUCCCGUUGGAUCAGGCGCUUCUCUUCUCUGGGCCUGCACCAGUAAAUAGACCAGCAUUACUGUGAGUCAAAGUGUAAACGUUUGUGAGUGUACAAAUAUUAAUGCAAAUAUCUAUAUAGCUUACACUAAAUAAGCUUUAGUUGCUUUGAGAAUAUUUCAUAUGUAAAAAC
Messenger RNA from Etheostoma cragini (Arkansas darter), 1313 nucleotides. It is a transcript of the gene vgll1l, whose product is annotated as vestigial like family member 1. Gene Ontology annotation, cellular component: nucleus. The record is from RefSeq and is a predicted model, not a curated record. Gene Ontology annotation, biological process: regulation of transcription by RNA polymerase II. NCBI's taxonomy places the organism in Eukaryota, Metazoa, Chordata, Actinopteri, Perciformes, Percidae. Bases 242 to 829 code for a protein of 195 amino acids. The transcript has 4 exons.